AAACCAAGAAUAAGCAUGUUAUAUUCGAAGCCAUCAAUGAAGAUCUUUACAACGAAUCAUCGCAAGCAGUAGCUGACGCUCACAGACCGAAGGUCGAAGCCUAGGAGAUGGCUCCCGUGGUUGCGCAGGGCGUUGCCGUUGGUGCAGCAGCGGCAUGGGCUGUUCGACAGCUAGCCUCUCGGCAUUGGCUCUCCGAAGCUGACAUCGAUGCUCGCGGGGCUGGCGAUUCUACGGGAAACGGAGGUGGUGGUAAUGUUAAGAAAUAGCGGAGAUAGACGAAGACAAACAAGAAUUAUUGUUCGAGUCCGAUGGUACUUUUACUGUCUUAAAAUGUACUAGUAGGACAAGUACAUUGGGAAUCGACAUUGAGAUUGAAUGACUUACCAACGUCUAAGAACCGGAGGACAUCAACUGCCUUGAAGCAAGAGGCGCUACUCCGCGAUCGGUUCGCAGUCGUGACCGGCGGGAGUGAGGGCAUCGGAUUUGAAACAGUGCGGCUGCUAGCGCAGCGCGGUGCCAUAGUAGCAGUAGGCAGUCGCGACCCCUACAAGGCUGCAAACGCGAAGCUCCUACUUCUUUCACGCCUAGCAGCUUCAGUGCAUCCAGCUACGCGGGACAUCGAAAUUGCCGACGAGAACGUAUUCGUGCAUGAUGAUUUUGAUGUGUGCGCGGCAAUCGAAAGAAGGACUUCUUCUGGAGCGUCAACGGGAAAGAGCCGGUCAAGCAAGGGUCAUGGCGAACGGAAGUUACGGAUUUCUUUGUAGAUUAUUUUUUCGUCUUGUUGUAUGUUCAUGAGGAGAUGAAGUACUUGAGCAGUUGUAUCAUGGAGUCUUCUAGUACAGGAGCAGCUACAGAGGUGGAAGUCUCUCUCUCUAACUCUGAAAGAAGACCUCGUCCGUUGCGUAGAUGGGCCAGGGCCUGUAUGGGAUCGUGUUAUUGGCCGUAUUUUACACGCGUCAAGCCUCGGACCGUCAAGUCGAGAGUUGGCAAGAGCCUUACUGGAAGAGCACGCACGUGAGGUGCUACGUGACCUAAGUCUGGAUCAGGCAGAGCAUGACGAUCUAUCUUAUGGCUGGAUUUUCUUGAAAAAUAUGUAUUUUUUUACCUGAAGUUGAACAAGAAGUAGAAAAUAGUAUUGGUUCUACCCAGAAAACACUCCCUAGCUUACCUGUAGAUACCCAAAAAUACCCCCUGUGUGCGUUUUUGAAUGAAAAGAUCCUAAAUUAGUUUGCUGGUCCUCUUGUUAAACACCGUCCUCUAGUCCACUCAUCAUCUUAUCGGUUCUACUUCAUCUUUAUUAAGGUAUAGAUACAUAGCUUCAUCUAUUUCUACUCUGUUCAACCGUUCGCUCGCAUUCAAUUAAGGUCUUCAAAUUUACUAUUUGUUUACCUGCUCACAGAGAAUGAAUGAAUCUUUUUCCCUCAAAUUUCGCAGUCGUACAGGGCACUGCUGCAGUGUUGUCGAGAACGUGCGUCAACGAUGUUGCGCAGCGGGAAAAAAGAUGAGGUCAAGCUAUCGCCCGAGUACCAAGCAGAGCUCGAGAUCGCUCUUGCGCGUCUCCUCUACGCCCGACUCGCGUCGCCAGCAACUAGGGAUAUGCUAGAGCGCAGGGUGCUCUUCUUCACUUAUGUUGAAGGCGAUGCGAAAGUGAGUAUGACUUUGAGAAGGAAUUGCUUUUUUAUUCAGAUGAUUUUUCUUUCGAUGUACUAGCACUGGAUGCAUUGGAGAGCCGAUCCUACUCUUUCCAAUGCAUCCAGUGCUAGUACAUCUACUCCUUUCUUUCAACAUUUUUGAAGCUAGAUUAUGUAGACAGCAUCUAUCUUCAAGCAAUAAUUUAUUUGAAUUUCUCUUUUUCAUAUCAUACUCGAUCUAGCAGACUUGCAGAGUAUCAAGCGAUUCGGGAAGCAAGUGAAAACUGCGUUCCUGCACAUGGUCAAGCUCGAGGCAUUACAGGUACCAACUAUUUCGUGUGUCGCUUAAAUUUGUCAGAUUAUGAGGCUUUAUGUCUAAAGGAAAAAAAUACAUAAUUGAUAGUUAGCGAUAGCUUUUGCAUGAGGAAUAACACAACCAAUACACAAAAAUUACGGUCAGAAAGAACUUCUACCAAACUUCAUGAAUUACACCACAAAACACAAGGUAAACACGCGAACGACAAUAACGGGAAAGAAGAUGCUCCGACGCAUGAAAAGUUCGCGAAACGAAAAGGAUCCGUCUAAUAAGGCAGCAGGCGGAGGGGGAGGCGUGGAGUUAGCAAGACAGAACAGCAAUCGGGACGAGAAAGACCGAGAGCGUGCUUUUCGUGGCUUCCAUGCCGAUCCAACGGAGCAUCAGAAGUUCGUUGUUCGAUGUCAAGAGCGCGUCAAACGCUCUUUUCACUGCCUGGUUUGUAAUGCCGGUGUGGUUCCUUCAUCUUCUAGUAGCUCCUGUGAGCAAACUAAUUAUAUGACGAUGAAAGUACUAUCCUCUAUUAAGCAGGGUUUCCGAAUUUUAUCCCUCACUACCAUCCACGGCUCCUUUUCAAAGGGAAAAUAGGCCAAGAAUGUUCGGACGGAUGCAAUUCGGCAACCUCUAACAUGUCUGGAAGUAGUACUGAGCAGGCUUCAUCUUCGACGUCAUCUGCAUCAGGAGGACCAGCCAAAAGUAGUACAGGAACUGCAAACGCUUUUUCUGCUUCUUCACCAUCUAGUACGGUACUAAACGUGAACAAGAAGAAAAGCAACCCUGCUACUACAACUCGAGAACCCUGCUUCGACGUGAAUUGUCUAGGCCAUCACCACUUGAUCAACAAGCUUGCUAAGGGCGACGACGGGCAUAGCUACUCACUAUUUGGUCGCUCGCUCAAAGUUAAGACGAAAAAGUGAAAGAAUGCACCUAGUAGUACUAACUUUACUACGGUUGAUACUAGAUUGAGGAGAGUUGCCAGGGGUAUUUGUUCAAUUUGAAUUUUCCUUCGUUUCCUUCUUCUAGGAUUCUGAGGCUAGUACCCGUGUUGAGCUUAUAGAAGAUGAAUUAAGUAUCUUUCGUCUUGCUGGUGACGUGAUGAUGAUCAUCUAAGAAAGCAUCGCACUUCCCUCCUCCGUCGGCAGAAACGCCAAUGGUCGCAGCGCCAACCAUGCGGGACCACAUAGAGGAGGAGCGUGGCCAGGAGCCUCCGAUUUUACCUGUGGACCACGAUCACAAAGAUGACAAAAGAUCAUCUUCGCAGCAAGCGACAUCAAAGGGUUCAAGAAGCACAGUGGUCGCGUCAAAGCCGCGAAUCAUAUUUGUGUCUUCUAGCCUACUCUCACGGGGCAGCCUUUCAGGAGAAUUGUCGCAACGUUUAGGGGAUGCGGAAAGCGGAAAGCAGGAUCCCGCGUCUAGUGCAUCGCCUUCGCCAGGGGAAGUAGCCACGGCAGGUGACGAAAGUAGUGCGAAGGUUCUUCAGGAGGUUUCGGCUUCCUCGUCAUCAUCGAGCAAAGAGACCUCGUCCGCAUCGAGAUGUCCAUUGGGGAAAGCGAAUCAGGAUGUACUACUUACUACACAGAGAGACUUAUAAGUUGUGCAAGUUUUUAGACAUAAUAUUUGAGGAGGACCUCUUCAUCAUGUUUGAAUUUAACAGUUUGAUCUACUUUCUCCUGAUUUUUGUAAAGCCAAACCUUCCAACUGCACCUUUGAUGCUGUAAAACCUUAUUCCACAACUGCUACUCGUUCCUGCUACAACUACUUAUAACAGGGAAACAGUAGUGCCUAUAAUGCCGACUCGAAGCUCGUGAAUGCGUUACAGAGUCGUGCGUAUGCGGGAGUAUUCGGGAAUGUUGUUGAUAGUUUUGCAGUUUGUCCUGGCUGGUGCUAUACUCGCCUUGGCUCCGGAAGUAGAACUAGUAUGACUGAAAUGCUGACGCGACCGGUCAGUACCCUCUUAGCCGGCCUCCUGUGUCUGCGCAGCGCAAAUGACGGUGCUGCGAAUGUUGUCCACGCGGUCUUAUUAUGAAGAUGGUGGAACUUGUUGCUUUUCUAUUUCUUGUAGUCACUCUUCUUGAGCUGCAUGUAGAAGUUGGUAGCAUGUUCUAGUCGUUCUAUGACUAUCACUUACUACGUCGAAGGACACUCGUUGUCCUCUCACUACCUUGUCAUCUCGAGGGACGACAAGUAGCGUUCAUCUUCUAUCACUGUGUCUAAUCUGCGUCGAUCCGGGAUCGAUCUCGAACGGAGCUGUUUUGAGGGAUGGAGUAGCUCCGAUAGCAUUGAACGACAAAGUGGAGAACGAAAUUGAGCCGUUUUUUUCGGGUACUGAGUAUCUUCGGACGAGCUUUCUUGCUCGAUUUAUGCGAUCCCUAGAUCAGAUAGUGGAAGCGAAAAAACGAUGAAGAACUUACUUUUUGAUUCAUCUGUUCAAUCUCUUGCUCUUAGUUUUAGAAGAACUCGCGGCGCACCCGCGCAGUCAAGAGAAUUAUCACCCUUUGUUUCAUGAAAACAUGCGCUUUGUCUUUCUCACUGAUGAAGUCCUUUUCUCUCUCUAUAACUUAGAAGAUACGGUCUGUCACCGAAAUCACUUUCUUGAAAAUACUCUCUGACACAAGUACUGAAGUCACUCUCGUCUUACUACGAAAAUGAUCGUGCAACCGCAGCUGUAGUGACACUUCUGAACAUCAAAAAAUCACCUGUACUCUCUCUGGCGUCAACAUACCAUACCGCACCGCAAGCGCAAACUCAAUGACUCACUGUACUCAUGGCCAUAAUUGCCCUAUUGCCCAAGUCCUUUUUACCAUUUCAGAGUAUGAGUAUGACAAUAUUUUUCACACGCGCGUGGUCGUUUGAUCUGUAUGUAUCCCUGUUUAUUCUACGUGAGACCUUUGAUCAUGUCUCUGUACCUACGUAUUGUUGAUUGGUUUCCGUUUCGUUCAGUCAAUUCUCAUUCGUGUUUGAUUUGGCCUAGUUAAGUAAAAAGUAUAAGUAUUCCUUUCUUGUGUGCAGUGUGCCAGAUCUCGUGCAUUAUGAAUCUUGUUUCGUUUGAAAUUCAUGUUUGUAGAGCGUAGAGGUGCUGGCAUUUUGAUUUUGUCUAACUCAAGUCAGAUAGAACAAGAACUCUCUUUAUUCAAGUUCGAAAACACAAUCGUGAAGCAUUCAUGGGAACUUGGGAAGUGAAGAAGUCGAUUGGUUUAUUCAAUGAAAGCGGAUGCGAAAAAGACUUGUGAUGUCACUGUGUCGUGUCACUAUACAC
Molecule: messenger RNA, 5200 nt
Organism: Amoebophrya sp. A25
Lineage: Eukaryota; Dinophyceae; Syndiniales; Amoebophryaceae
Source: the annotation of a GenBank genome assembly